AUGGCUCUUCUCCAAGCUAGAGUCAAGAGUGUCCUUUCGGGCGACACCUUGAUAAUCACCAACCAGAAAGGUGCUGAACGCACCCUUUCUCUAGCAUACAUUUCUGCUCCUCGUUUGAAGAGAGAAGGGGACGAACCUUUUGCCUUUCAAUCUCGCGAGUUCAUUCGAGAACAGUGCCUCGGCAAGGUGAUUCAAUUCCAGGUCCUCUACGCCAUUCCUACCACGAAAAGAGAGUACGGCCGAGUUAAACUUCCUACCGGGGCUGAGUUGCCCGACCUGAUCGUGCAGGAAGGGUGGGCCAAAGUUCGAGAAGAUGCAGGCAGAAAGGAGGACGACGAGGAAGCCCUUGCAUACUUGGACAAGCUCCGAGCCCUUGAAGGCGAGGCAAAGUCGGAGGGCAAGGGCGUCUGGGGUAAGGGCGGUCACAUUGAGACGUCCUCAGAGGUCGCCGACCCUAAUGCUCUCGUCGAGCAGUACAAGGGCAAGAAGAUUGAUGCCAUUAUUGAGCGUGUCCUCACUGGAGAUCGCUUGAUUGCACGGAUCAUGCUCACUCCCACCAAGCACGUUCAGACCAUGCUGGUCAUGGCGGGGAUAAGAGCUCCAGCCACCAAACGAACCUCCCCCGAAGGCAAAGACAUCCCUGCAGAGCCGUACGGCACUGAAGCGCAUACUUUUGUGGAGGAACGGUUACAUCAACGGAAGUGUGCAGUUGAAUUGCUCGGGGUGACACCACAGAACCAACUCAUAGCAAACGUACUACACCCCAAAGGCAAUAUUGCGAAGUUCCUGCUUGAAGCUGGUUUGGCUCGAUCGAAUGACCAACAUGUCACGCUGCUUGGGAACGAGAUGUCACAAUUCAGACAGGCUGAAAACGCCGCCAAGACUGCCAGAAAGGGUGUCUUUACUGGUGUCUCCUCCAAAGCUGCUGGUGUACAGGAGGCUGAUUUUACCGUCUCGCGAGUCCUCAAUGCCGAGACCGUCUUCAUUAGAACCCGAUCUGGCGAAGAGCGGAAAGUGACCCUUUCGAGCAUACGCCAACCCAAGCCUUCCGAUCCGAAGCAAGCUCCAUUUGGCGCCGAUGCAAAGGAAUUCCUGAGAAAGCGUCUAAUCGGCAAACACGUCAGAGUCAGCAUCGACGGUAAGAGGCCUGCUUCCGAGGGGUUUGAGGAGCGUGAAGUAGCUACAGUUACCCUCAACGGGAAAAACAUUGCCUUGGCUAUGGUCGAAGCUGGAUAUGCUUCCGUCAUCAGACAUCGCCGCGACGACGACGACCGUUCCCCAGAUUACGAUGCGCUUCUCCUUGCAGAGGAAACUGCCCAAAAGGAAGAAAAGGGCAUGUGGUCACCCAAAGCACCCGCAGCCAAGAAAUACCAGGAUUACUCCGAAAGUCUACAAAAGGCCAAGAUGGAGGCCUCAGUCCUGCAAAGACAAAAGAAAGUUCCUGCCGUGGUCGAUUUUGUGCGAGCUGGCUCAAGAUUCGUCGUCCUUGUUCCGCGUGAAAACGCCAAGUUGACGUUUGUCCUGUCUGGAAUCCGCACACCGAAACCUGCAAGACAACCAGGUGACGCUUCUGAACCAUUCGGACAAGAGGCUCUGGAUUUCGCCAGCAGGAGAUGCAUGCAGCGAGAUGUUGAGAUCGACGUUGAAACCACAGACAAAGUUGGCGGCUUCAUCGGCACCAUGUACGUCGGACGAGAAAACUUUGCCAAAGCCUUGGUCGAGGAAGGUCUAGCAUCAGUGCACGCCUACUCUGCCGAACAAAGUGGACAUGCCAAUGAGCUCUUCGCGGCCGAAAAGAAAGCCAAAGAGGCACGAAAGGGUAUGUGGCACGACUGGGACCCCAGCCAGGAGCAGGAAGAGGAAGAAGCAGCGCCUCUUCCCACGAACGGCACCAACGGAACCAAUGGAGAAUCGGUCGAGAGGAGAAAGGAUUACCGGGAUGUGAUGGUGACACAUGUCGACGAGGCCGGAAAACUCAAGAUCCAACAGAUCGGCUCUGGCACGAGCGGUCUGACCGAGCUCAUGAACGCCUUCAAGUCGUUCCACCUCAACAAAGCGAACGAUACCCCUCUGCCGGGCCCUCCCAAAGUUGGCGACCUGGUUGCAGCCAAAUUCACGCUAGACAACGAAUGGUACCGGGCUAAAGUGCGCAGAGUUGAUCGCGAAGGCAAGAAGGUCGACGUGACGUAUCUCGACUAUGGCAAUUCAGAAACAGUCCCGUGGAGUCGCCUGCGCCCAUUGACGCAGCCGCAGUUCUCGACGCAGAAGCUGAAGCCGCAGGCCACGGACGCGGUGCUCUCGUUCCUGCAGCUUCCCACCUCUCCGCAAUACCUCCGGGACACGGUCGACUUCAUCAUGGAACAGACCGAUGGUCGCGAGCUGGUCGCGAACGUGGACUACGUCGCACCGGAGGGCACGCUGUAUCUUACUUUGUUGGACCCCAAGAUCUCGUCAAAGAUCGACGAAAGCAUCAACGCCGAAGUGGUCCGAGAGGGAUUGGCCAUGAUCCCGACGAAACUAAAGGCCUGGGAACGACAGUCGGCGGACACAUUGACGCAGCUACGAACCCUGCAGGAUCAAGCCAAGGAAGCCCGCAGGGGCAUGUGGGAGUAUGGUGAUUUGACCGAAGAUUAG
Exophiala spinifera is the source of this 2634-nucleotide messenger RNA. RefSeq lists its product as uncharacterized. Bases 1 to 2634 code for a protein of 877 amino acids. Gene Ontology annotation, cellular component: cytosol; RISC complex; nucleus. Gene Ontology annotation, molecular function: RNA binding; nuclease activity. Gene Ontology annotation, biological process: regulatory ncRNA-mediated gene silencing; mRNA catabolic process. Lineage: Eukaryota; Fungi; Ascomycota; Eurotiomycetes; Chaetothyriales; Herpotrichiellaceae. The record is from RefSeq and is a predicted model, not a curated record. The transcript has 2 exons.